Messenger RNA from Pomacea canaliculata, 9534 nucleotides. Its product is annotated as paired box protein Pax-6-like. Gene Ontology annotation, molecular function: RNA polymerase II cis-regulatory region sequence-specific DNA binding; DNA-binding transcription factor activity, RNA polymerase II-specific. The coding region runs from base 1536 to 2942 and encodes 468 amino acids. The record is from RefSeq and is a predicted model, not a curated record. Gene Ontology annotation, biological process: regulation of transcription by RNA polymerase II; anatomical structure development. The transcript is spliced from 11 exons. Lineage: Eukaryota; Metazoa; Mollusca; Gastropoda; Architaenioglossa; Ampullariidae.
GGAGGGUUUGGUGGUUAUAGGAACAGAGACUUUUUCAAAGAAAAUCCAGCUGUUAGAGAGAGAGAGAAAGGAGAGGAGAGAGAGAAUAAGAGAGAGAACGCCAGUCUGUGCCUGGGAAACUUCUGAUAGGCGAGACGAGUCGGUGAAGACCCGCCCCCUGCGCUAGCCAUUGUUAAACAUGCGUUUUAGAAUAGUAAAACCUGAAACUCUCUAACGAAGGGCGCUUUACAGAUCACGUCACGCUUGGCAAAGCCAUUUCUGAAGGAAUUUGCACACCAUUUCUGUAUACUGUAAGUUUCUGACUGCUCUGCUUCGCCUCCACUCCGCAAGUAGUCUGCGAGCUGCGCCGACAAAUAGUGCGGCGACCUCAACCAGCACCGAAUGUAAGGAGAAGCAAAACAUGCGCAGUGGUGUGUGUGAGUGAGAUAACCAAGUAGAUUUUUGCUUAUCAUGCCUUGCCUUGGACUUCACCACGCAAGGAGACCGAUCUUGGGACCCUGUGUUUACCGCGGAGGACUUGCUGGUUGUUGCUGGUAGACUUACCGCGUCCCCUCCCUCCGCUCCCACUUGUUCUCCGCCAACUGAUUAAAGGAGGACACCGCCAGGUUCGAGAUCAGGCGGAAAGUGCCGCUGGUUUGUUGUCCCUGCGGCAGAUCGGCAACAGUCGGUGGGGAUCUCCUUGCACGGCCAAUUGGGCAAACUUUUAGUCACCGCACGGAUUAUUUUUACACGCCUGCUUCUUUCGGUUAAUCAAGUGAAGCGUUCAGCCAGCUAAUCUGAGGACGACCCAUCACCCACGCGCGUGCGUCCAGCCAACGGACCGCGUUAAUCCCCUCGGUCGUCGAAGCGACCAGGGCCCGACAGAGCGUGACCGAGUAACCAAGCAAGCAAGUGACAAGUUCAGCUGAUUACAAGCAAGGACAAGCCAACCUGUGUGCGACAUCAAACAAAUUAGCGGAAAGGAGAGGAGCAGAUAUUGACUGCGUGUGUGUGUGUGUGUGCUACCUUCUCCCCCCUACUCCACCCGAUCCGGACUCCGGACUUGGCUCCAGCGGAGACGACUAAAUGAGUCCUGUACGGAAAAAAAGGAGCAACGGCCAGCCAAACUGAUCGGAGGGACGAGAACCCUGGCCCAGAGAGGUUCGAAGCGGCAUCGCCGACAGUCAUCGCCGCUGAAAAGUGUUUAGACUUUGGAACAACUCAUCGCUGCUGUCGUCAGUGAGCCAGCUGUCAGAGUGUGAUAGUCUGUUCUCUUGACCAGGAAAUAUAUUUUGUGCCCAGAAGUCUGGACUGUGCGGUGUCACUGGACCAGGGGAGGACAAACACACAUAAACAUAUAUACAUACACACAAACAAACAAAAAUAAACAUUGUGUGACUGUGUCUUCUUCACAUGUUCGUACGUCACGGUACGACAAUGCUGUAACGCUGCGAACGUCACUUCAAAGAGAAAAAAGUAUUUUCUUCUGUGACGUGUUGUGUUUCCGUCUGGAAUUGUACACCUGUCAAGGACCCGCCGUGCUGCGCCCCCUCGCCAUGCCUGCCAAAGACGAGGAAGCUAGUCCAGGAGACCACACGGCCACCGCCAGCAACAGUCCUGACGCCGCCAACAGCAGCAGCAACUCUUCCAAAAAACAAGCCCGGAAACGAGGUCACAGCGGAAUCAAUCAGCUGGGAGGAGUCUUCGUCAACGGUCGACCCUUGCCCGACUCGACCCGCCAGCGGAUCGUGGAGCUGGCCCACUCGGGGGCCCGGCCCUGCGACAUCUCACGGAUCCUUCAAGUCUCCAACGGCUGCGUAUCCAAGAUCCUGGGCCGUUACUACGAGACCGGCUCCAUCCGGCCGCGCGCCAUCGGGGGGAGCAAGCCGCGGGUGGCCACGUCCGACGUGGUGAGCAGGAUCGCCCAGUACAAGCGCGAAUGUCCGUCCAUCUUCGCCUGGGAGAUACGAGACAGGCUGCUGUCUGAGGGCAUCUGCAACCAGGAGAACAUCCCCAGCGUGUCAUCAAUCAAUCGUGUCCUGAGAAACCUGGCGGCCGAGAACCAGAAGGUGAUGGGCCAGAGCUCGAUGUACGACAAGCUGGGACUGCUCAACGGACAAGGGUGGCCACGUCACAACCCCUGGUACACUCCCUCCGUGUCCAUGCCCGGCCUGGCACACCCCUCCGCCUACCCGCCUGCUCAGCCACCCUCGCUGGGCCUCGACAAGAAGCCUGGAAGCAGCAGCAACACUAGCUCCCCUAGCGGACAAUCUGACGGCAUGAACGGGGAAACGGACGAACAGAUGCGCAUGCGACUGAAGAGGAAACUUCAAAGAAACAGAACGUCCUUCACGGCUGGGCAAAUCGAGUCCCUGGAGAAAGAGUUUGAAAGAACUCACUAUCCUGAUGUCUUCGCACGGGAGCGGCUGGCGCAAAAGAUCGACCUACCUGAAGCACGAAUACAGGUUUGGUUCUCCAAUCGGCGGGCAAAAUGGCGGAGAGAAGAGAAACUGCGUAACCAGAGGCGUGACGUCUGCAACGGCAGCACGCGCCUUCCCAUCAACCACUCGUUCACCAAUGGCAUGUACCCUUCCAUCCACCAGCCCAUCGCCUCCAUGCCUGAUAAUUACAGCUCGAUGCCCCCGAUGCCUAGCAGCUACUCCCUCUCCAACAACAUCGGCGCCAACUCCGCCUGUCUGCAGUCGUCCUCCUCAUCCUAUUCCUGCAUGUUGCCAGAAUACACACCAAGGAGUUAUGAUCCCUUGUCACUUAGCAACUAUUCACGACCAGCGUGCAACGCCGGAAGUGGCAUGCAGGGCAUGAACCAUGGCCCACCAAACGGAGCGUCUACAGGUCUGAUCUCCCCGGGUCUGUCUGUGCCUAUCCAAGUACCCGGGGCGCCGCAGGACAUGGGCACCCACAUGGGCACGAUGGCGUCACAGUACUGGCCGCGCAUCCAAUGACAAUACACUCCCUGGCGCGCGUGCGCAGUCCCACCCAGCCCUGGCGCUCCACCUCCUCCACCAGCGUCAGCCACAACGACACCCACGACGAACGUCGCCAGCGCCAUCAGAAGCAACCACAGCUACUUCUUUCGUUAUUAAACUGCAGCAGUGACUGCCGCGGCAUCACCUGCAGCAGCAACUGUCACGAUUGCGGCUCAGUCCGGUCACGUCAGCAGCUGCAGCCUUAACUCUCAUGCCAGCUGCAGCAGCAGCAGCUGUCGCGUUACCUUCUGCAGCACUGACUGUGUCGUGCGUUGGUUCUGCGUCUUGUCUGGUCCGGAGGACAAGCAACAUGGCUUGAGGCUGUGUCCGGUGCAAAACUUUGCGAAGACUUCAAAAGGCCGGCAAAGAAACUUCCAGAACUUCUGAACGGAAGCUCAAGGAUCCUGAUCCCCUGCUUGGAUCACUUCUAGUGACUGCUGGCGAGGACAGGGAGCUGGCGAGGGAUUCUGAGGACCAGGCGACCUCACAUUUGCUAUCAAACUUUCUCGUCGAGGUCAACGCCAACUGGGUCGAUGUCACCAAACUGGGACGAGGACAACACGAACUGCACGUGAACAAGUAUUUAUUGUUCGCCAGGGUUCGUCAACAAAAAUAUCUUUUCAUUGUUUUCUUGGAUUUCUGUCCAAGGUUACACGAUCUGACUUUGACCUUUGCACCUCGAGAAAAAGCAAAGCGUUCAAGGUCUGAGCCAAGGGCCUAUGUAGUGUUCAUAUUCAGUCUCCAUGGAGCAAGUAGUGAACUCCCUUGACUGCAGACGAGAGAGAGGAGUUGAAAGUGUGAAACGUGAAGCGUGAAGACAGACAUGCAUGUUAUGGCCGAGCACAAACAAACACUUUGUCGUGGUGGAAAGUUCAUCUCUUCAGUCGGGGGAAGAGGGAGGAAUGAAGAGAAAUAGACUCUAGGCUAUAUGUACUAACAUAUCUUUUUAUGUAUCAUCUUCUGCUUCUCCUUACCAAUAUCUGUCGAAAUAGAUGACCUCUUGGGAUUUUUUAAUUGCCUCUAUGGGUGGCUGUGUGAUUGUAGCAAAGGUCAAACUCAGGCAGACGUGAAAGUUCAGUGAUAUUAAGGGGCGAACCACAAAGGUAUAUACUUAACUCAGGGAGUCGGUUGUAGCAAUUAAAAGUAUCGCCAGGUAUGGAACGGGUGGGGUGGAAAAUCGGUGGAGAAUCGUAUUACUCAACACCUCGUGAAUGACGUCAGCAUUAUUUGUGGAGGACAAGGGAGAGGGUUGAUGUCCUGCCGGCCUCUUUUUAUGAAUGUAGCUUCGAUGAGGGAAAAAAAACCUGUUCGUGAGCCGUGCUGGUUCAGCACACAUGAACGUAAAAACCAGAGUUCAUUCACCCUUAAAAAUCAUCCACCCGGCUGUACUUUCAGACAAAGAUGGGUACGUGUUCACACACACAGAUGCACACACAUGCAGACAGCAAUCUCAAAGCUGGGCAAGAGAAUGGUGUAAAGCAGUUUCAUGGGAUCAGACGGGGGAUUGGGCGAGCUGGGACUACACGUGCACGGCGCGUGCGUGAGCCUGGAAGUCAUGAAGGUCGUCACCGCAAACAUUUGCUCAUUUUCACGUGAGCCACUCGACGGUCCGCUGGUCCCAAAGCAGCAGAGUUGCGUGCCCACCAAAGAUUGUCACUAAUCAAACCACACACCAGAAUAGCACUCACCCUCCAUCCCAUGAUAACAAUCUCUUUUACCCGUUCUUUUUCUUAUUUUUAAAUUCUUUCGUGACUUGACCCAUGAACUUUGGAGUUUUAGCUUAAACAUUUGUUUCUUAACCAUAAGUCUGAAAAUGACCUUGAUCUCUCUGUUUCUUUCUUGUUUAAAUAAUUCUUUGAAAGAAAUAUUAUCUAGAGAUUAAUUUAAGCAGAAAGUAAAAUGUGACCAGAAAAAGUGUAAUUUUUUUUUGUUGCAAUCAACAAAGUAAAAUAUAAUGCAAGUUAAAUAAAACAAAUUACUGCAAAUAUAUUGCUUCCAAUGUAUAAAUAAAUAAAUUUUCAAUCAGGAGCAGUUAACCAAGUUAUAAGUAAACGUUUUCUUUUUCAAAUUGUCCUGGAAUUGUUUUUCCGUAAAUUGUAAGUAUACAGUAGUGAACGUGAAGCAGACGCCAACAAACAAGUUCGUAACCACAAGUCCUUUAGUUAACUGACAGCGAAUGGAGGGUUUGCCAUUAAGUCCAACAGGAAUUAUUCGUGCGAAUAUUUCUGACCUAAACUUGUCCGCCUCUUAAAAUCAGUUGUCACCUAUGACGAGGUCAGAGGUCAGCAGUAAUCAGUAAAGAUGAAGAGGUCACGAGAGCAGCUUGCUUACCGCUGACAGAAUCUGAAGGCGAUGUCAACAUGAUGUGAACAUGGUGUCGAUAUUUUGUCAACAUUGUGUCAACAUUGUGUCGAUAUGGUGUCUACAUGGGGUAGACCAUGCUGCUCAUUUCCAAUUGGUCAGAAAGCUCUGCUCCCAGCGUCAUGUUUGUUCAUUGUCAGAAAAUUCCUCUCCCAGCAUCACUUUUUUCAUUGGUUGAAAAAUUCUUCUACCAAAUGGCAAACUAUUUUUUUGGUUUAAAAAACCUCUGAUUUCAAUAGUGUCUUUAUCUGCACUGUUCAGAGAAGAUAUUUUGUAUAAACUGAAUAGAAAAAAAUAGUGACCUUUGACAGGCCACCAAAAAAUAAAAAAGAAAUUGGAAAAAGUGUGUAGGUUUUUUUUUAAAAAUUCAUUCAGACGGAAAAGAAAAGGGAGGGAAUUUCAAUCUCUGACUCAUGAGGCGUGAAUUGGAUGCAAGCAAAUUCUCCGUUCUUAUGUGUGUGUAAGCUCGCUACCCUGUGUAAGGACUACCUCCACGUGAGAACGUCGAGCAGUUGCUCCCCACAGGCUAAACAAUACCUUCAGGCUUCUCUCAAAACAUCUCGUGGCACGAGACUUACACGAGUUCGCAGGGUGGGUGUGGCAUGAAGGACCACUAUGCUUCUGUGGAAGUAGGAAUCCUUCCCUAGCAUCAGGGACCCCAGCAGCGUGCGGCCCCCCAACAGAACAAUGUCCUGUAGCUGCUGCGUUUCCUCGGAGACUUCCGGUAGCCUGCCUCGCACGUGCCUCGCGGACACUCGGGGCUGCGAGCCGCCAUUCAACUGCCCGCAGAGACUGCAUGUUGCACGAUAUUAAAGGUGACUGGAGACCGACAGCAGAUCUCCCUCAUGCCCCUUGUACGCCUUCCUCGGGCCUCCAGAAUUUAAUUUGGACCACUUUAGUUUCUCCGGGAGAAAAAAUUCUGAGCUAGGACGAACACACACACAGACAGACACACAAGCAUGUGCGCGUGCUCAAGCUCGCGUAUGGGAUUGUUUUUCGUUUAGGGGAUGACUGGCUGGACUUGGACUUUGAUGGGCUGUAAGGACUUAACAAAGUCUCUCUCAUAUUUUCGUGUGUGUGCUUAGCUUAUAUAGUUCAGGUUAAACGAGAUUAUUCUUGCUAAGAGUGUCUUUCUGUGUCAGUAUUCUCAGUUCAGUCCCUCAGCAUUAGGAUGUCUCAGGUUCACCACAAGGCUCCUACUUCUUGCUUGCUCUUAGAAACAAAGAGUAGAAAGCAUAAAGCUUCAAUCAGAUCCUGUGAGAAGAAGAUGGAGCAACAAUGUGUCUCAGCUACUUUAUUGAGAGAAAAUGUAUCAAGAGUGUCUGUGUGGAAAAACACUUCUGAGCUAUUCUUCGUCAACCUAAAUGUCAGCCACAAACUAGCUCUACACCAGCAUGGUCAGAAAUACUUUUUGGUGACAAAAGAUGCCAGCUAAUUGAGUGUUUGUGAAUAUGUGCUGAUGGAAUAAUAAAUAAAUCGCCGAAAAGUAUAAACAAAACUCUUAACCUACCCAACACCCUCUCCAAAAAAGAGACUGGUGGGGUGAACGUACGUGGAAAUGGAAAAAUACAAAAGACUGAGCAGCCACCCGUUUGACAAUAUCCUCCUUCCCGAUAAAUGAACCGUGUUGUGCUCGAGAAACUGAGAUGUACUCAUGUUUGCUGUCUAAGAAAACUCUGUUGCGAUGAUCUUCAUUAUCAAAUGACUUUUAACGAUCGUGUGGGUGUAUGCUUCACUAAUCGAAGACUGAUUCUUGUUUUGUGGGAUUUGUUCUUGGAAGUGAGGCAUUAGACUGCUGAGUUGGGAGUGUUAAGGCAUCAAGAGACGAUGAUUGUUUGUGAAUCAGUUCCUUCUAAACAGACUGAACUAUUCUCACAGAGAAUAAAUUUUAGUUUUCUGACGACCGGAUAAUUUGCGCAUUCGUAUCAUAAUGAUUAGUCUUGAUUAUUUUUUUUAAUGAGUGUUUGAUUGACUGAAAUGAAGUUUUAAAAAAAUGAUGUAGCACUCAUAUCGUCUCAUUUAAAAAAGAGCAAAGUUCUGUUUGAUAUCUGUGACGGAAAUGGUUUAAAGUCAAUCAUCAGUCUACAGUCCAGCUAAUUAUAUUGUCUUUCUCCUCUCUGACUAUCUUUCUUUCUCUCACUCACUGUUUCGUCCAUGGCCGAUCUCGUUCACGAACAGCCUCACCUAUGAGCAGGUGGACUAUGAAUCGAUGUUAUUCGUGUGCCUGUCUUUACGAUUAAAUGAAUGCAUUGCCAGAAUAAACACAGUGGUCAGUGUGGAAAAAAGCAACCAGGAUGACAAAAUGUGGCUACAACCCUUUACUGAUGUUUCCAAUCAAAAUGACUUGUCUGUAGAAUGUAAUACCUGUGUCUAUGCCGUGUCCUUAUUUGUCUCAUCAGAAGCCGGCUCACACUCUCAGUUCCCACCUUCUUCACCAAAGAGGGAAGGAAGGACGUCUCUGUUCUUGAAUGAAAAUAUUGAUGCUUGGAACAAUGAACUUUGCUGACUUGACCAGCUUCAUCUAAACCCUACACUUACUUCUACAGCAUUCUCAUUGACUUGCUUUUGAGACUAUAGGUAUGUAGACAUAAACUGGAGUUCUUCAUGUCUCAACCUCCAGCUUCGGUGUGGCAAUCGUCUUCAUACCAUGAACACAGUUCUCAUCACAUCAAUUUACAAACGAAAUGGACUACUUGCCUUCUGUGUCUUGUGAACCGUCGUAUCAUUCACUGUGGUCGUCUAUCUACAGCGAGUAUAUUUUAGCGAAUCCUCGGAUAUGGUUGAAACAUUUGCGAUGUAAAGAUACGCGAGAAACCUGUCUUCUUUUGCUAUCGUGACCAUGUGUUUUGUUGUCAACAAUUAUUUCGACGGUGUACACAUUUAUUUCUCCACCUAGAAAUGUCAGUAUUAUUUACUGAAAACAUACUUUCUUGUGAGUGCAAUAUGCUCAAAUAAUUGUAAAUUUUUCUUUCCAACCAUCCCCAGGCUGUUUGGACAAACAGCAGAAGAAAAGCAAGACGCUGUUUGUGUCCGUUUGUGUGCAACUUUACUUGCUAAAGAAGUAUUGUAUGUAUAUUGUAUAUAUACAAGAGACAUCCAGCAUUAAAACUGAACAUAAAGUAAACAAAUUUCUGAAGUGACUUCUACAAUUUUUUUUCUUUUCACAUUCUCAUUAAACAAAAAGUGGCGGUGUGGGGUCUGACUUAAGUAAUCGUACGAUGUAGAGUUGGCUGAAGAAGUCUGACAUGUAUAAGCUGUAGUUAGUUUUUAGCAUGGGAAAAUAUGAAGGUGAUAUCUAGAGAAUCUUUAAAAUAUAAAGAAUUUGCAUACAAAUAAAACAGAAAACAGACAACAGCUUAAACAAUCUUAAUGCAGUAAACUUAGAAGUAAAUGAAAUACUUUCCGAAAGGCUCUUGUUGAAAGAAUAGACUUGUAGACGGCAUCCACUGGAUUGUUCUUACAUGUCUAUCCAAAAAAUAAGGCAAAAAGAAAUGAUAAUUGUUCGUGAUUAAAUGAAAUAUCUCUAGAAUGUGAGCUAGUACGAGGACCUUUAAAGGCAGCAAAGUGAGAACGCGAGAUAAGACACAGGUCGCUUUACCUACUGUGUAUCUGCACUUGAUAACCUUGCUUGAAAUCGUUGCAUAUCGACUCCUGACAAAAAGCAUGUCUACCUACAACUUGCAGCAUCUGUCGUGAAUAGUACGAUUCUCUCCCCUUAGUUUUAUUACCUCCCCUUCCUCCAUUUAACUUUUCCUAUUACCUCCGUUGCUUCGUCCUUUUUUUCCUCCAUCUACUCCUCUCUCUGUCUCUCUUCCUUCACUUCACUGGUUAGAAGGCAUGCUGGAUACUUUCAGGUAGGAGCUGGUAAUCCUGACUUGUAACAACGGUUUAAAAAAAUAGUGAACUGAUCACAGAGCAAACAUCGAUGGGUAGAUAACACAACAGCCGACAGGAGGCCAGACGAAAACAAAUGUUUAAGCUCCAAUCACUCUCGAGAUUGCUGUAUCCGUUACAUACUAGCAAAGAAUUAUGUCUUUCCUUUAUUGUAAUGAUGUUCGUAGUUUGUUUGUUGGAAGCUGUAUCUACAAUUACCGGAGUCUGAUUUUUUUUCUUCUAUUGCCCUUGUAGCGGUGACUGCGUAAAAUGACUUCUGCUACAUGACUGGAAAUUACAUCUUGAAGUGAAAUAAAUAUCUCACGUAAAGAGG